GAGAGAGAGAAAGAGAAAGCAGGAAACGUCCAGGAAUCCGUUUUACUGCUUUGGAAUGACGACCUUCUCGUCAUCUAUUCGCUUCCGUUCUUCGCGAGACCAAGAGGGAGAAGGAGAGAGAGCCAAGCUUUUUUGGCAUCAGAAAAGAGAGAGGAAAACAAAGAAGUUGGGAGCAAAUGAUGAAAGAAGAGGGAACGCAGGGGGAAGGGAGGCGAUUCAAGGUCAGGCAGAAACUUGUGGCUCACAGACUCAAGACGAAAGAAAUAUUGUCGAAGCAGGCGAAAAGAAUAGCGGAGCAAGCCGAAGAACAUGAGCGCCUCAUCAAUAAGGUUACUCAUCUUCUUGGGGUGCUAGGAUUUGGUGCCUUUUGCUUCCUGUUGGGAUCCAGGCCGCAGGAUUCUCCUUAUGUGUAUUGUGUCUUCUACGUCACGUUUGUCCCGCUAAGGUGGAUAUACUAUCGGUUCAAGAAGUGGCAUUACUACCUUUUGGAUUUUUGCUACUAUGCAAAUACGAUCUUCCUAUUUAUGCUGCUUAUGUGUCCAAGAAGUGAAAAGUUUUUCAUGGUUUGCUUUUCUUUUGCAGAGGGACCACUAGCCUGGGCUUUGAUUGUUUGGCGUUGUAGCCUUGUUUUCAGUUCGCUGGACAAGCUUGUCAGUGUCUUGAUCCAUCUUUUACCUGGGCUUGUGUUUUUCACAAUACGCUGGUGGGAUCCAAAUAUGAUUGCAGGUAUUCACCGUGAUCAACAGGCUGGAUAUAGAACCGUGUGGCCUCAUGUGGAGGAUAAAAAGACCUUGUGGACAUGGCUCUUUUUAGUCCCCCUGGUUGCUUACACUUUGUGGCAGGUUCUUUAUUUUCUUAUUGUUAAUGUACUGAGACGGCAGCGAUUAUUAAGAGAUCCAGAAGUCAUGACAUCUUACAGAGAACUGUCAAAGAAGGCUAAAAAGGCCAAUAAUGUGUGGUGGAGACUCAGUGGAUUGCUGGGGGAUCAGAACCGUCUCCUCAUGUAUAUUGUGCUGCAAGCUGCAUUCACAGUGGCUACAACGGCUCUCACCGUUCCCAUCUUCAUGGUGUAUGAGCUGCAUGCGACCUUCCAAAUUCUCAAGGUUUCUGCUGCCGUAUGGAAUGGUGGAAGCUUCCUUCUGGAGGUAAUGCCUAGGCAGGUUGUUAUGAAGGAGAAGAAGAAAUUGGAGAUGCAGCCCAUCAUGUGCUGUGAAACGAAAGAUGCACAAAAGCAAGAUGCUACCCAGAAUGGUCCGCAAACAACCGAAGGCGCUGGUAAUGCACAGAAUGCUUUGGUGGACAGUUCCUAACCUUUUUGUACAAAUACUUGCAUAGAAUUUUCUUUCUGUGGAAGAGUUUGUUGUACUUUGUUGUCUAUCAAUAGGUAAUAGUUGAUACAAAGCGUGCUUAUUGUACAAGGCGUGCAUGUGUCCUCCCUUUGGUUCCUUUAUGUUGAAAUUUGAUAGGGAAGAAAAGUUGCUGAAGCGUUGGAAGACACAAUAAAAUAUAUACCUUGUGAUUUUGUA
Molecule: messenger RNA, 1526 nt
Organism: Nymphaea colorata (pocket water lily)
Lineage: Eukaryota; Viridiplantae; Streptophyta; Magnoliopsida; Nymphaeales; Nymphaeaceae
Product: glycerophosphocholine acyltransferase 1
Exons: 8
Coding region: 177-1310 (377 amino acids)
Biological process (GO): phosphatidylcholine biosynthetic process
Source: RefSeq, a predicted model, not a curated record